Molecule: messenger RNA, 1103 nt
Organism: Tetrahymena thermophila SB210
Lineage: Eukaryota; Ciliophora; Oligohymenophorea; Hymenostomatida; Tetrahymenidae
Product: kinase domain protein
Exons: 4
Source: RefSeq, a predicted model, not a curated record
AUGGAUCAAAUUUAAAAUUACUAAAUGUUAGGUUAUAAUUAAAAUGAAUUAUUUAUCAUGAAACAUUAUAACUAAAAAUGCAACUUACAUAAUCAAAGGUUGGAUAUCUUGAAAGUAGAUAACUACUCUAACCAACAAAUGCUCAAGUGCAUAUAUUGUCUUUCAGAACAAACCUUUAAAUUUCUUCCUCUGAAAUAAGUACUUGAUAGUAACUAAUCAACAUUAUUUAAAGGAUGGCCCAUAUUAGAUGACACUGAGAUCUAUGAGUAGCUUAUGGUAAUACCUAAAAAAGAGGAAUUAAUAAAGUAAAGUAUUCAAAAUGUUUAAGUUUUCUACAAGCUUUUAAGAGAUGAAAUUAAUUUACUGAUUGACAAGAAAGAAAAAGAUUCAUUAAUAAAUAUAGAAAUGAGAUACGAUAGCUUUGAAUAUCCAUGGGAUUUAUACAAUAGAAUUUGCUAAAAAGAAAAACUUAAAGAUAUCAUACUUAAUUAAUACCAAGAUUUUAUUAAUUAAAAUUAGGCAUUUUCUUUAAUUGUAAAAGAAAACAUUGAAAAACAAAAAGUUUAUAAGGAGUAAAUGCUUAAUUCUCUUAGAACAAUUUAAAGUUAUAAAGUAGAUUUGGUAUCUCAAAAUUAAAUAAAGGAUUUAAUUGUUCAGCUUAUCAAUUAAAUUAACGAUUUUUCAAUAGCUUAAGAAAAUAGGAAUAUGUUGUAGGUUUCACAAAAUUCACAGGUCUAAGGAAAUUAAUUAGAUUAAAACAAAAAAAUUUAAAUAUUCUCACUUGAAGAUCUUAGCAAUAUUUAAAAUUUCUAAAAUAUAGAAAUUUAUUUAAGCAACAAAAAUAUUCAAGAUGAAUAACUUAAAUAAAUAGCUGGUGCUUUAGAAAAGUGUUAGAAUAUUUCAAGUCUAAUUUUAAAUUUAAGUGAGAAUAAUUUUAAAUUAGAAGGUGUUUAAUAUAUUGCUACAUCUUUACAAAAAUGUCAUCAAAUAAAUAGUUUAGAACUAUAUUUAAAUAACAAUAAUUUAAAAUUAGAAGGUGCUAAAUAUAUUGCUACAUCUUUAGAAAAACUUCAUAAAAUGAACAGUCUAAAGCUAUAUCUAAA